Anopheles moucheti is the source of this 6875-nucleotide messenger RNA. RefSeq lists its product as uncharacterized. The transcript is spliced from 9 exons. Gene Ontology annotation, biological process: response to oxidative stress. The record is from RefSeq and is a predicted model, not a curated record. NCBI's taxonomy places the organism in Eukaryota, Metazoa, Arthropoda, Insecta, Diptera, Culicidae. Bases 1 to 6240 code for a protein of 2079 amino acids. Gene Ontology annotation, molecular function: heme binding; nucleic acid binding; peroxidase activity.
AUGGAGGGUAGCCGAUUCAACAUAACAAAGCUGAAUAACAGCAACUACAACAGUUGGCGUUUUAAGGUGGAGCUGUUACUCGUCCGGGAGGAGCUUUGGCGUUUCGUAGAACCGGGUGUCAAACCGGAUGGCGAAUCGCAGGCUACAUGGGACGCUGGUGUUCUAAAAUCCAGGGCGACAAUCGGUUUGCUGAUAGAGGACAACCAACACGGGUUAAUUCGUGCUUCGAGGACGGCACGCGAGGCUUGGUUGUCGCUACAGAACCAUCAUCGCAAGACAACUCUAACCUCAAAAGUUUCACUCCUAAAAAGGAUUUGUGAUAAGCGAUACUCGGAUGGCGAAGAUAUGGUCGAACACAUAUUUAAAAUGGAAGAUUUGUUCGAGCAGCUGCGAAAUGCUGGACAGGAGUUGCCAGAAAACCUCAGGGUCGCGAUGAUUCUGCGGAGCCUGCCAAACUCCUUCGCCACACUCUCCACCGCUUUGGAGGCUCGCGCAGACGACGAUCUCACAAUGGAGCUCGUGAAGAGUAAGCUGAUCGACGAGGCCGACAAGCAACGCGAGGUAACAACGGAUUCCGUGCUGGAGGUUGGCAUCGGACGACAUAGCAAGCAGAGAAGGCCGAUCGUGUGUUACCGGUGCAACAAGACGGGCCACACGAAGCCGAAUUGUCCACAAUCGGUUCGGGCGUCUGAUAGAAGCAGCAGCCGUGGCAAACCACAGAAGAAGGACGACAGCGUAUCAUUUGCGUUUGCAGGGGUUAUUGUUAGCCGGGAUGUUCGUUUUGUCGAAAAUUUUAAUUUCAGCGCUAACAGAAUCAGACCAGCAUCAUCAAUUAAAGCCAUCGAGGAGGAGGUUGAAUACGAAUCCAUGUUAAAGAAACCUUCAUAUCAUCUGGAAGAGAACAGCGAUAACGAGGAAGAAACAUUCGAUUCGGCCAACAGCGACAAUGAUGAAGACUCAGCACCCUGUAGCAACGACAGCGUGGAUACUGAAGAUGGUCCGAGAAGAUCUGGUCGAGUUACGAAAGGAGUCCCACCGGAGCGGUACGUCGAAGUAUCGGGAUUGACAAAGCAUGAUGCAAGUGAGCCCCGAAACUACUCGGAAGCAAUUCAGCACGCAGAAAAGGAUGCUUGGCAGUCAGCCAUGGAAGACGAAAUAAAUUCGUUAAAUGAAAACCAUACGUGGGAGUUAGUACCGCUACCCGCAGGAAAGAAAGUAGUAGGUUGUAAAUGGACCUACAAGCGAAAGGAAAAUGAAAAUGGUCAAGUGGUACGGUACAAGGCGAGAUUGGUCGCACAAGGAUUCUCCCAACAGUUCGGCACAGAUUAUGACGAAGUAUUUGCCCCCGUGGCGAAACAAACCACUCUUCGGACUUUGCUGUCGAUAGCAUCUCGGAAGGGUAUGGUGGUAAAACAUCUGGACAUAAAGAGUGCGUACUUGUAUGCAGAUCUGGAAGAAGAAGUAUAUAUGAAGCAGCCUCCAGGGUUCCAGUCGGAUGAAAAUCUAGUGUGCCGACUCAAACGGAGCUUGUACGGUUUAAAACAAUCUGCACGGGUUUGGAAUAAAAAGAUCGACGGAGUGUUCAAGAACAUGGGGUUCCAACCUGGCCUGGCAGAUUCGUGUUUGUACGUGAAGAACGAGGAAGGCGAAAGGUGCUUCAUAUUGAUCUACGUGGACGACAUGGUGGUGUUCUGCAAAUCGGAAAAAGAAUUCGACAAUAUUAGCGCUGUGUUAAAAGAACAGUUUAAGCUGUCCAACCUGGGAGAUUUGCGGCAAUUUCUAGGCAUACACAUAGAGAAAAUAGACGGCCAUUACGUACUUGAUCAAAAGAAUUACAUCGAAAAGAUAGUUGGCAGAUUCGGACACGAGGAUGCAAAGCCAUCGAAGAUUCCGCUCGAUCCAUGUUAUCUAAAGCAAAAGGAGGAGAAAGUCCUGGAAACCAACACAUCGUAUCGUUCAUUGAUAGUGUUAUUGACCUUCGCUAAUCAUUUGGGCCCUUUUAACGUAAUUGCUUUGUUUUCUUCCCCUUUCCAAUCGUCCAGGUACCGACUAUGGCACCUAGCUGCUUGCGGUCUAUUACUACUAGUCCUAGCACAGUGCACGGCGGGAGCCGAUCUCAAGGAACGGGCCCGUGCCGCUUUACUACUGGAAAAACCGAACGGUUCUGCCAGCUGCCAAGUGCAGCAGCCUCAACCUUGCCCACCGAGCAAGUUCCGUUCGGCGUCGGGCGAAUGCAACAACUUCAACCGCCGUUACUGGGGUGCCCGCGGGGAUCCCUUCAUACGACUGCUCCAGCCCGACUAUGCGGACGGCAGACUUAAGCCCCGUACGUCGAUCGGAUCGCAUGCACUGCCCACGCCCGACUUCAUCGUGAAUCAACUGCAGCGGUCCGUCGACGAGAAGGCCCUCCAUCCGCACAUCACGGCCAUGCUGCCGGCCUGGGGACAGCUGCUAGCGUACGAUCUUGUGCAGAUAUUGUCCCCGAACUCACGCUACCGUUGCUGUCGCAAUCAAACGCAAACGGACGAAACGCAGGACGACGUUGUGCAGUGUUACGUACGGAUGGGUGAAGGAUGUCGCGAGUACAAGCGAUCGAUCCCGUCGCACGAUCCUUCCAACUGCGAGUUCCACUAUCGCGACCAGAUGAAUGCGGCAUCCGGCUUUCUGGACGGUUCGGGACUGUACGGCACGACGGAGAAGGAAAUUCACGCGCUGCGCACAUUCCUGAACGGGAAGGUAGAUACCGGGGCCUGCUUGCGCUGUAACGAGCCGGGCGCCAUCGGUGCACUGCACACGGUGCUGCUAAAGGAACACAACCGCAUUGCCGAUCAGCUCGCAAAGCUCAAUCCGGAGUGGAGCGACACAACGCUGUUCUACGAAACGCGCCGCAUCGUGAUGGCACAGAUUCAGCACAUCACGUUCAACGAAUUCUUGCCCAUCCUGCUGGGCAGCCAGAUCACGAACAAUCCCGAUCUACGGCUGGAAACCGGUGGCUACUACAGUGGCUACUCUAGCGCGAACCGUGCCGGCAUCUUUGCAGAGGUGGCCGUCGGUGCUAUUCCAGCCUUCCUCACGAUGCUACCUCCGGACAUGUACAACGACUCGAUGUCGGCCGAGAUUUUGCUCUCUUCGCCGGCAAUGCAGCAAACGUUCAUCCCCGACCAUGCCAGCUUUAACGACGAGUGGACACCGAUUUCGCUGGCAAUUCAUCGUGCGCGCGAUCAUGGCGUACCGGCCUACCACAAGGCGAUCAAUUUGUGUGAAAAGCGCUUUGGAAAACCGUUCGGCACGAAGCUCAACUUCGACGACAUGCAGUUCUUUGGGCUGGGACAGGGCAAGCGCGAGGUGUUGGAGAGCAUGUACCAAGAUCCGGAAGAUAUCGAUCUGUUGGUGGGUGGACUGAUGGAAACUUCGGCCUUGGGAACAGUGUUCGGACCCACGCUAACCUGCCUGAUGGCAAUCCAGUUUGCGAACAUGCGUAGCAGCGAUCGGUUCUGGUACGAGAACGAUCUGCCACCGUCCUCGCUGACACUGCCCCAGCUGCAGGCUAUACGCCGGGUCACGCUUUCCGGUCUGUUGUGCGAAACAAAGGACGUACAGCGGGCCCAACCGAAGGCCUUCAUCCGCGAGGAUCCGUACCUGAACGCGCGGCUUAACUGUGAGCAGCUCGGUGGGCUCGACGUUUCGGCCUGGCGCUCGGAACAGGACGACGAGGUGGAGGAGUACAUGCAGGAAGAGCAGCCAACACCGCCCGAGUUCGAGGAACUCAACAUGGAUCUGAUCUCGAGCGCCAUCAACAAGGCCAAAACGAGGCUCAACGAACGCAAGCGACAGGAAUACGAGGCGUGGGUACGACAGGGAGGCAUCGAUGCCAAGUCUCCGGACGGAACGGCCGCUUCCUUCAGCAAAGCUAACCGAAAUGCACUGAUCAUCGCUAACACCUCACUGUUCUACGAGCUGGCCACGAACGAGAUCGUUAACUCGCUGCAUACGCUCCGACGUCGCAAGCGCCAAGUCUUUGACAACAAUCUGGGCGGAUUUACCAGUGACGACUUCAGCAAUGCACUCCAAAGCGUAGACGUCAACCAGUUCAUUACUGGUUCGAUCUCGCCCAUCAAUCUGGAACCGCAGUGUGAAAAUCUGGAAGCACCCUGUGACACCACAACGCCCUUCCGUACACUAACCGCCCAUUGUAACAAUCUGCGCAACGCAGAACUUGGACAAUCACUUACCGUGUUUGCCCGACUACUACCUCCAGUGUAUGAUGACGGCAUUUCCCAGCCACGAUCACUCUCCGUCACCGGCACACCGUUGCCAAAUCCUCGCUCCAUAUCCUCACUAAUCCAUCCGGACAUCUCCAACCUGCACACGCGCUAUUCGCUGAUGGUGAUGCAGUACGCACAGUUCCUUGAUCACGAUCUCACUAUGACACCGAUCCACAAAGGUUUCCACGAGUCGAUCCCCAGCUGCCGGUCGUGUGACUCACCCCGUACCGUGCAUCCGGAGUGCAGUCCAUUCCCGGUGCCACCACGCGACCACUACUACCCGGAGGUGAACGUCACCAGCGGCGAACGGUUGUGCUUCCCUUCAAUGCGUUCCCUUCCCGGUCAGCAGACACUCGGACCCCGUGAGCAGAUCAACCAGAAUACAGCCUUCCUGGAUGCGUCACAGGUCUACGGCGAGAACGGGUGCAUUGCGAAGAAGCUGCGCGGAUUCUCGGGUCGUCUAAACUCCACGAUCCACCCGAUACAGGGCAAGGAACUGUUGCCUCAGAGCCCGGUACAUCCCGAGUGUAAAUCGCCGAGCGGAUACUGCUUCAUUGCGGGCGAUGGACGUGCCUCGGAACAGCCAGGUCUGACCGCGAUCCACACGCUAUUCAUGCGCGAGCAUAACCGCAUCGUCGAGGGGCUGCGCGGUGUCAAUCCACACUGGAACGGCGAUCAGCUGUACGAGCAGGCGCGCCGUAUUGUGAUUGCCCAGAACCAGCACAUCACCUACAACGAGUUCCUGCCACGCAUCCUCAGCUGGAACGCGGUCAACCUGUACGGCUUGAAGCUGCUGACGCAGGGCUACUACAAGGAGUACAACCCAACCUGCAAUCCAUCGAUCGUGACGGAGUUCGCAACGGCCGCGUUCCGCAUCGGCCAUUCGUUGCUCCGCCCGCACAUUCCACGGCUCAGCGUGCAGCAUCAACCGAUCGAUCCACCGCUGCUGCUGCGCGAUGGAUUCUUCCGCACGGACAACUUCCUGCAACCCGGACUUGUGGAUGAGAUUGCGCGUGGUCUCGUCGCGACACCGAUGGAAACGCUCGAUCAGUUCAUCACCGGCGAGGUUACGAACCAUCUGUUCGAGGACCGUCGCAUUCCGUUCUCGGGUUUCGAUUUGAUCGCGCUAAACAUUCACCGGGGCCGUGAUCAUGGUGUGCCUUCGUACAACAACUACCGUGCGCUGUGUAAUCUGAAGCGCGCUCAAACAUGGGAAGAUCUGGGUCGAGAAAUCCCGCCGGAGGUGAUCGCUAGGUUGCGUCGCAUUUACGCACACGUGGACGACAUUGAUCUCUUCCCGGGCGGUAUGUCCGAGCGUCCGCUGCAGGGUGGACUGGUUGGACCGACGUUCGCCUGCAUUAUUGCGAUCCAGUUCCGACAGCUGCGCAAGUGCGAUCGUUUCUGGUACGAAAACGAAGAUCCAGUGACGAAGUUUACCGAGCAGCAGUUGGCCGAGGUCCGCAAGACGACACUGGCGAGGAUCAUUUGCGAGAAUCUAGACAUUACCGGUGAUAUGCAGCGAGCAGCUUUCGAUCUGCCAAGCAACUUCCUCAAUCCACGAGUUCCGUGCAGUUCCAUGCCACAAAUUGAUCUCAGCGCGUGGAGAGAAAACAUCGUCCAGGGUUGCCAGAUCGGUGGCAAGAACGUGAAUGUCGGAGAGUCGGCCUUCCCAUCGCCGUGUACGAGCUGCAUCUGUACCAACGAAGGGCCUCAAUGUGCCUCGCUACGCAUUACCGACUGUGCCCAGCUUGCCCGCGAGUGGCCCCGUGACGUGAUCCUCCGGGACGACGUGUGCAGUGCGCAGUGCGGACUGGUGCUACAAAACGCCUCUCCUCAGGGCCGUAACAUCCCGAUCAGCUUGCGGCCACCUCCUCAGCGUGUGGCACGGUCCCGCAUCGUCCAGCAGCAAACGGCAUCGCAACCGUUCACCUUCCAGGGCUUCCAGUUCCCCGAUCUUUCGCAGUUUAUCGGAUAGAGAGAGAGAGAGCCAGGGAAACGAGGUGCUGUUGGCACAGGUGUAGGAAGCAUCCUUCCUUUUUGUACAUAUUGAGCGGCCAUAAUUGAUAGUUUCUCUCACACCGUUGCUGUUUUUUUAUUAUUAUUUUAUUGUCCAAUUAUGAACGGUCCAUUGACCCUGAUCAUCGGUCUACUCUACCGCGUAACUGCCCCAAUCCGACGAUCCUCUCAACGGUGUUUAUUAUUUACGGUUUUACCACUUUAUCUCCGCGCCACUGCGCCACUCCUUAAGUUAUAAUCCCUGCAUUAGGGUGUGCGACAAUCGCAAUCCGUACCGUAAUCCAAUGCGCUGUACAGAACCGUGUACUGUUUACUACUUUAUUUUUCGCCUUAGUACACUGUCUACUAUUUUCAUACGCUGGAAGGCGACGAUCUGUGAAGUUCGGUUACAAAUGAAUGGAAGAAGUAUGUUAAUGGUUCAAACCGUAUGUGAGACGGAGCAGCAGUAAGCAGCAACUAGUGAUCUAAAUGAUAUGUAGAGAUUUAUUUACUAUGUGUAGCAAAGAUUCGUUCGACCGUAGUGCUGUUAGUCUACGAACGAAUACGGUCCAGUAGGGACACCGUCGAUUUAAACUAUAAUAAAAUGUAAUACAA